This is a messenger RNA of Radiomyces spectabilis, 4939 nucleotides long. Its product is annotated as glycosyl transferase family 41-domain-containing protein. Gene Ontology annotation, biological process: protein O-linked glycosylation. Bases 137 to 4522 code for a protein of 1461 amino acids. The record is from RefSeq and is a predicted model, not a curated record. The transcript is spliced from 2 exons. Gene Ontology annotation, molecular function: glycosyltransferase activity; protein binding. Lineage: Eukaryota; Fungi; Mucoromycota; Mucoromycetes; Mucorales; Radiomycetaceae.
AUUUAAGAUCGAUAAACAAUUUUUUUUUUUUUUUAUCUUGCUUCUCCUUUCUUUGUUCUUCGACCGUCUUUCUGUUUCGUUUGUUUAUAUUACCCUCUUUAUACUCGGGAAGUACUUCUACCCUUAUUCCAGAUCCAUGCUAUUUCAACAAGCAUACAUGCCUGCCGCUUUUCCAUUGGCAGAGAAACCUUUUUUGCAAAAAUACAUUCCUGAUCGGCGACGAUUGAGAAUGCAGGAACUAGAGAAAGCAUUGUUGCCGCUUCAUUUACCUUAUGCUGGUAAUUCGCUACAUUAUCAGGCGCCUCCUCCCAGUUCCUGGCAUCCGCAACUUGCCAACACCGAGCCCUCCUCUCGUUGGUACCCUCUUGUUACGGAGCAACAUCAGUCUCAGUAUAACCACGUGCAACAGCAUUACCACCACCAUCAACCAUCUCCUUCUCAACAUCAAUAUCAACCCCAGCAACGACGUCAGUGGCAACAACCUAGCCCGCAUCAUCAUUCCAACUCCUCCCUGCAUGUGUCGUCCAUCAUGAUACCGCCUCAGUCGCCAACGCUGACCAGCUACUACCACGAAAAUUACAACGAGUGGCUCGAUCAUUAUUACCAAUCGAAGCGUCGUCAGGGUCUCUCUAGCCGUGUCGAUCUGGAUGCUCAAAAGAGACAGAAAAUACGGCAUUUGAACGACGUGCAUAAUACAUCUACUUGGGGCAAUAUGGAUGUAUUUCUGCCGGAAAAUGCAUCUCAUCAUUCUUUUUCGGUCCCUGCGCAGUUGCAUGGAACCGACCAUUUUCACGUCUCUGGGAUCCCCCCUCAACACCAUGAUCCUGUAUCAGGCUUCCAACAACAGCAUCACUACAACGCCUACGGCUUGUUACCACACAGUACCACCGGUGCACUGGUCUCGUCAUCCUCGUCCUCGCUUUCACUUCCUUUGCCAGCUGGAGCUUUGUCGGAAGAAUGGCGUGACAAUAUGCUCCAAUAUGCACAUACACUGUAUGCUACUGCCCCCGAAAGUCCCGAGUUACUUGAACUCUUGCAUACGCUCCACAGCCGGUUUCCAACCCAUUUGCCUAUCUUGUUAUUGCUGGCUUGUGUUUACUUUGCCUAUCGAGACUACGAUGCAUCGUUGCAAUACAAUCACCUGAUUCUCAGCUAUGAUCCCGAGUACGUGGAAGCCAUGAGUAACAUUGGUACGACAUUGCAGAGCAUGGGUCGUUUGAGCGAGGCGGAGCACUGGUGGUCUAGAGCCGUGAAAUUGCGUCCCAGUUAUUUCGACGCUAUCGAGAACCUUGUAGGCGCCUUAUGCUCACCAAAUGCGGUGCACGAUCAGGAAAAAGCGAGCCACGGAUCGAAAGCGGAAAAAGCAGCGGUGGAUUUGGUUUCACGACAAAGAGAAGCAUUGGCCGUUUGCGAAUACGUCGAACAGUACUAUUUCAAGGAGAUCGACAGCGCCUUUUCGCUCACGCCGCCCAAGGAAUUACCGCACUAUCAACUGUCACGCUUACAGAAUCUGUUUUAUGCCAAGGGGAAUUUAAAGUACGCGUUAUCGGAUGUUCUUGGAGCUCAGCGAGAGUAUGAAAAAGGCCUUGAACUCGCUUUUGGAGCCAGUCUGCUUUCUGUGGCAAAUCAGCUGGCGAUCGCUUGCGGAUCAGGAGCGGCCAUGGAAGCUUCUCGAUCCAAUCGUGUGCUUGAUAUCCAAUCGCUUCCUUUGAUGUUGCUGCAGCCUGAACAAGCCCUGGGUUUACUUCAAGUGGUGUUUGCUUCUACGGGCGGUAUUCUCCCCGGUCUCGUGACCCUCGGUUGUCCUAUGCAUGAUAAUGAGAGUUUGGCCACCGUACAACAGACAAAUCAAACGACAUCGACGAUUCUUUUGACCCUCGCCAAGCUAUACCAGGACAUGAUGAAUCCUUCGACGCCUGUGAUGGUGACGGCCGCGAGUCACGGUGGUGCACCUGUUCCUAGUUUAUCCCUCCUCCUCCUCAUGUAUUACCUUAGCUUGGCCCUUCAUCCCAGUCCGUCCACUGCCAACAACAUGGGGAUCCUCAUGAGCAAUAUUCCUGAAGCCGUGGCCUUGACGGCGCUGAAAUUGCCUGCGAAUCACAGUCAACCGGGUCUGAACGGCGUCGUGUUAGCGAUGCAGUACUACAUGUACGGUCUACAAAUCGAUCCACGACAUGCGCAUCUGUAUACCAAUCUGGGUUCUCUGUUCAAGGACAUGGGUCAUUUGAACGAAGCGGUGUCCAUGUAUCAAAAGGCGGUCGAGUACAAUAGUCAAUUUGACGUGGCCUUGGCCAACCUGGGCAACGCGAUGAAAGAUAUGGGUCGUGUCCAGGAUUCGGUGCAGUGGUACAGACGAGCGGUGGAAAUCAAUCCGGAUUUCGUGGAUGCCGUCUGCGGUCUAGUGAAUGCUCUUAUGGGGGUUUGCGAUUGGCGCGGUCGUGGUGGGGUAGGCACCGAAGUGAUGGUCGAUAAUUACGGUCUCAUGUUACCGAAAAGCAAGGAUCCCCAUACACGACAAGGAUGGAUUGGCCGAGUUGUGGAUAUCGUCGAGAAGCAGCUCAACGACGGCGCUCUGUGGGGUGUUGGUACAUUGAAACAGCCUGUGAAUGGUCAAGGAAAACUGUUCGGCGAACAACUACAGGAAAUCAUUAUCCGUGCAUCACGUGUCCAAGGGCAGCACGAUGAUACCCGACUGAAUCAGCUUUGGCGUCAGCGAUUACAGUAUUUUGCAGAGAUGGAAGGAAAGAAAAACGAAGGCGGAUGGUUGAUUCGACUCAUCGAACGUAUCCUUCGACGGUUGCAGCGAAAGUGGUAUAUUGAGACUUACGGAGAAGUGGUGCAGAGUAAUGUCCAACGGUCCGCUAUUUUAAUCACCAAGGAAGCCGCUGAAAAGUAUGUUCGGCCAAUGAUUCCCAGCAGUUUACCAAUGCCACCGUUACCGACCGUGUUGCCUUUCCACACAUUUACGUAUCCACUCAAUGCUAGGCAAGUGCGACUGAUUUCUCAUCGGAAUGCUUUGCGGAUCUCGCACACCACAAUGAACGCUGCGUGGGUGCCGUCUCACGUCUAUCCUCCCCCUCCCCCUCCCUCGCCACGGCUCAAGAUUGGCUAUAUCUCGUCCGAUUUCAAUAACCACCCACUGGCGCAUCUCAUGCAAUCAGUGUUUGGAUUCCACGAUAAAAAGAAGUAUGAAGUCUUUUGCUACGCCACCACUGCUUCGGAUAACUCGCCCUAUCGGACUAAAAUUGCCGCGGAAGCUGAGCAUUUCAUCGAUGUCUCUUCGUGGUCUCAUCAGCAAGUAGUGGAAACAGUGAUUCGCGAUGGUAUUCACGUCCUGGUCAACUUGAACGGAUAUACUAAAGGAGCCGCCAAUGAAAUUUUUGCUGCUCGUCCUAGUCCCGUUCAAUGUUCGUUUAUGGGUUUUGCUGGCACUUUGGGCGGGGGUUGGUGCGAUUGGAUCAUUGCCGAUCCGAUUGUGUGCCCUCCCGAGAUGGUCAGUGGCGAAGUUUGGCGUCGACGACAAAAGGAUCAGCGAGUGCAAAACGGCGAAAAAGGGCAAAAGAACGGCGACUUUGAAGGCGAUAUUGAUCCUGAAGAAGACACCAACGAUUUUGUGUACACGGAAAAGUUUAUUUAUAUGCCUCACUCCUAUUUCGUGAACGAUCACAAACAAGGAUUCCGCGAAGAAGAUGACGAGGUGAUGAUCAAACAACAUAUGCAUGGUCAUUUGAGCCAAGAGGAUCUGUGGAUGAUUGAAGAGGACCGACGAUGGAAGAUGCGGCACAAGUUGUUCCCUCAGUUACCAGACGACGUGGUGAUUUUUGCCAACUUUAACCAACUGUACAAGCUUGAACCGACGACGUUUCAUCUAUGGCUUCGCAUCUUGGAGCGGGUCCCCAAUUCCAUCUUGUGGCUAUUGCGGUUUCCCCCGGCCGGGGAAAAACAUUUGCAUCGAUGUGCUGUUGAAUGGGCAGGUGCCGAAGUAGCGCAGCGCGUCAUUUUCACGGAUGUAGCACCGAAGCAUAUUCACAUUCAUCGAGGACGCGUGGCCGAUCUUUUCCUGGAUACUCCCGAGUGCAAUGCACACACCACGGCGGCGGAUAUUUUAUGGUCAGGUACACCGAUCGUUACUUAUCCAAAGUAUGUACACAAGAUGUGUUCUCGUGUGGGUGCCAGUAUUGCGUUGGCUACUGGAUACGGUGACCAGAUGGUGGCGACGAGUGAAGAACAAUAUGAAGAAAUGGCGGUUCAAUAUGCGCAAAGUCUCCGGUACAAGUAUGAAACGGAUCGCCAUGGCAAAAUGCACCGCAGAGGCCACGGACCCUUGAUGGAUCUUCGCAAAGAGCUUUUCUUCACCAGAGAAAGAAGCCGUUUGUUUGAUACCCAGCGAUGGACCCGAAACCUCGAACAAGGCUAUUCAGAAGCAUGGCGACGAUGGGUGACGGCUGAAGAAUUUGAAGACCUGAACAACAAGACAUCGAAUGCCAGUGGCUGUAUUUGGGUGAAAGACCCUGACGACUAGAAAGUGGAGAAAAUCGUAGCGUCUACAGAAACAACACAUAAUCACCAUCUUACACACCAUACGUUCAUCAGCAUCAUUGCAUAUAUCAUUUCUAUACCGUUAGUCAUAGUUUCUUCUCAUUCAAUUCUUCACAUUCCGUCUAUGUGUUUAUCCGAUAUUCAUUCUUUUUUUUUUCGGUACUUUGCUUUUUUCUCUUUUUUCUUUUCUUUCUUUAGAUCUGCCGUAUCUUUACAGUUGACAAAAACGGACAACGGAAAUCGAUCUCCAUCGCUCUUUUUCUUUUUCAAUGCAUGACUGUAUGCGGAUUACCAUGGGAACUGAAGGCCAAAGAAGAUAACAAUCACUAUAGUCAUUGAUUGAAGCAUCUCCGAGACUCGUUCUAUUUCUUAGUUUUACAUGCUUCUUUUGGGGACAUUC